UUGAAAGUCGAAAAACAAAAACACACAAUUCUCUUCAAUAAUAAACGUUCAAUAUAUUACGAGUACGCACGCUAGCGAAUCAACAGUUUAUAGUAGAAUUUCAUUGUGAAUAGAUUAAAAAAAUUAAGUACAUGAACAAAAUAAAUAUAUAAAUAAAUAAUAAACGGCGGCGGUUAAUCUAAUACUCUAUAAAAGAUACUCAUAAAAUUAUGGAACUAUAAAAAUUUUAUAAAGUGUCGUCUAUAAAUUAAAAAAUAUAACCCCAGCUACUAAUUAUUGGGAAAAUAAGCCUGAAAGAAAAUGGCUACCUUAACAUGGGCCUGUAUAUUCACAAUAAUUCUACUAACAACACCUACAAUAGACUGUCGACGUAAAAAAAUCUUGGGUUUAUUUCCACAUCCCGGAGUCAGUCAUUUUCAUUUCUUUCAUCCAAUACUAAGGGGACUGGCCGAGCGUGGUCAUGAAGUAACAGUGGUCAGUCAUUUUCCCGACAAAAGUCCACCCAUUGGCUAUCAAGAUGUGCCGUUAACUGGACGUGAAACUUUGACCAAUAGUGUGGACUUGAAGUUUUUCGAAAAUCGUAAUUUUUACAAUCACUUCGUUGAAUUUUUUAUGCUGUACGAAUGGGGUAUUGAGGCCUGUAAUCAUACCUUAAGAUCGGAUGCUUUGCGUCAAGUAAUGCGUCAGGGACAACGUUAUGAUGUCAUCUUAAUGGAACAAUUCAAUAGUGAUUGUAUGAUGGGUGUGGCACAUUUAUUGGGCGCGCCCGUUAUAGCGCUUAGCAGUUGCGCCAUGAUGCCUUGGCACUAUGAACGUAUGGGUAUGCCCAUUAUACCUUCCUAUAUACCGGCCUUAUUUAUGGGUCAAUCAGAGGAAAUGAGUUUAACUGGACGCAUAGGCAACUGGAUCACUUUUCAUGCCAUGAAUUUAAUGUAUAAACUAUUUUCAAUUCCUGCCGCCGAUUCUUUGGUACAAUACAAGUUUGGACGUGAUAUGCCUUCGGUGGGAGAAUUAGUUAAGGAGACAAAUCUCAUGUUUGUCAAUCAGCAUUUCUCUUUGAGUGGCUCUAAGCCUCUACCACCUUCGGUGGUGGAAUUGGGUGGCAUACAUAUACAAAAAGCCAAACCUCUCGAUGUGGAUUUGCAAAAGUUUUUAGAUAAUGCUGAACAUGGCGUAGUGUUUAUUAGUUGGGGUUCCAUGAUCAAGGCUGAGACUAUGCCUCCCGCUAAACGUGAUGCUAUUGUUAAGGCUAUGAAACGCUUGAAACAGCGUGUUAUUUGGAAAUGGGAAAAUGAUUCCCUAGCAAAUAAACCCGAUAAUAUGUAUAUAAAUAAAUGGUUGCCUCAACGAGAUAUACUUUGCCAUCCCAAUGUUAAAGUAUUUAUGACCCACGCUGGACUCAUGGGUAGUUCUGAGGCAGCUUAUUGUGGUGUGCCAGUGGUGUCUACUCCCAUGUAUGGUGAUCAGUUCCUAAAUGCAGCUGCUAUGCAGCAAAGAGGCAUGGGUGUCAUUUUACAUUAUGAAGAUAUUAAUGAGAAUAGUGUACUCAGAGCGGUGAAAAAAGUUUUGGAAAAACAAUAUUUCGAUAAUGCCAAAAUGGUUUCCUAUUCCUUUAAACAUCGCCCUCAGGCAGCUUUAGAUACGGCCAUGUGGUGGGUAGAAUACAUUGCCAAUACGGAAGGUUCACAACUGGUCAAAUCGUCUUCAGUUCAUAUGUCACGUUUCGUUUACUAUUCCCUUGAUGUCUAUCUAAUUAUUGGCUUCGUUCUUAUGACUUCAGUGGUUUCUUGGUAUUGGGUCAUCAAUAAAUUAACUUCGAAACGUAAUAAACAACAAAAGAUCAAAACCAAGUAGAGGAGCAGUGGAGUUAACUGUGUGUGAAGGCAAAAAUAAAUCAAACGAAUUUAAAUUAUUUGUGUGGACUUGUGUAAUUUGUGAUAUUUUUUUUUUUUUUUUUUCAUUGAAAAUACAAAAAAUAAAAUAUUUAUUUUGUAUGAAAAGUGCGAUGAUGAGAUUGAAGUGUAAUUAAGAAAAAAUUUUAUAUAAUUAAAAAUUGAAUUAUACCUACGACUUAAA
This is a messenger RNA of Lucilia sericata (common green bottle fly), 2076 nucleotides long. Its product is annotated as UDP-glycosyltransferase UGT5-like. Lineage: Eukaryota; Metazoa; Arthropoda; Insecta; Diptera; Calliphoridae. The record is from RefSeq and is a predicted model, not a curated record. The transcript is spliced from 4 exons. The coding region runs from base 301 to 1854 and encodes 517 amino acids. Gene Ontology annotation, molecular function: UDP-glycosyltransferase activity.